ACAGGAGAUACAGUGAUGGGUUGCAAGAAAAGCAAAGUUGAGGUAAGGUUGCUCACGUUUCCUUUUGUCCUUUUACCUGGGAUAAAGAAUAUGGCGGCACUGGCAUGGGAGGGUGUGAGAGUUCAGGGCAAAAUGGAUGGAAGGCCAGGAUCAAACACCUUGGCCCAUGGAGCUCUACUUACAUAAAUGAGACAGAUAAUUACACACACACGUUAUACUGAUACAACAAAUCCUACGCAAUUGACACUUUCAUCCUUAAUUAAUGGCCACAAAAUACAUUUUUUCAUACCCAGGAUUUUGCAGUAUAAUGGCAGAAUAUUUUUGACCCCAAUGAAUAUAUGAGAAACAAUCAUCUGAACUGGUGGGGGAGUGUGCUUAUAAAAAAUAUUACAACUUAAUUUUUUCUUUCUACAGAACUCAGUUCUUUCUAUUAAGCAUGAAAAUGCUUUUGUGGAGAUUCUAGAGAUCACCGAUGUGCGUGACUCUUUGGUGGAGUUUACUGCCACCUUAGAGCUGCCCGACCACCUGGCACAGCCAUCGUUCCUAGGUAAGUGUGAUCAAUAUUAAAAAGCACAUUUUAAUUUCCAAAAUUAAAGUUUCACAUCUGGGAAACCAAUUUUAGUUCUGAUAAGGACCCCACUGCCAGAUAAUAAUGACAUCUGUGGUGUUUUUAUUCUUGUAGAAUCUCCACUUCCUGCUGGGUAUGAAGAGGACCCUGGCUCUUCCCACAACAUCGGAGGGGCCAUUCCUCUUCAUGAGCCUGAGGCUGAGCCAGCAGAGACUAUCCCCAGGGAUACAGCCAGCCCCACCAAUUUCAACUGGCUUUCAUUCGUAAGUACAUUGUAUGGGUGUGAAAUAUAUACAAACACACACAUGUAAUUGUUGGAUUCUUACUAUGCUUUACCUCUGUAGGAUGCCACGGUGGAGGUCCCUGGGGUAGUUAUUACUUCAGAGGCCCUGGUGAAGAUUUGCGUGAAAGCAAAUAAAUAUGUACCACCAUACGAGCCACCAGCGAUGCCAUUUUUAUUGGAAGCUCCUGAUUGUGAUGCUGGCACGUCCAAUAACAGCGGACACAUUGUUCCCAAUCAGGAGCAAGAGUCUGAGCCAAAGGAAGAUAAUUCCACCUCUUCCAGUCUUCCAUCAGAACUCAACAUCUCUGAAUUUGGCUCAGAUGUUGCCAAUAAAAUACAGGGCGCAGAAGGACCAUCUACCAGCCCUGUUGAGCCCGGAUCUCCCUCACUUGAUCAAUUCAACCUGGGUCAAGUGUUGGGAGAAGGAGGAUUCGGGAAGGUAUUCCUAGCCGAGCACAAGAACACCGAAGUGCUAUAUGCCAUCAAGGCCCUGAAAAAAGAACACGUUUUGGAAAAGGGCAAUUUGGACAGUGUCUUCCAUGAGAAGGAAAUCCUCCAGACGGUAAGUUCUUCUAACCACCCGUUCCUAGUGUCAUUACAUGGAACCUUCCAGACGGCGUCUCACCUGUUCUACGUCAUGGAAUAUCUACCUGGAGGUGACAUGUUUGACUUCAUAAGAUCAGUGGAACUAGAAGAACCGGACGUCAUGUUUUACACCGCAUGCGUUGUCCUUGGCCUGGAGGCAUUACAUCAGCUUGGCAUUGUCCAUAGAGAUCUAAAGCUGGAGAAUUUGCUGUUGGACCGGGAUGGCUACCUUAAGAUCGUAGACUUCGGCCUCAGCAAAGACAGAUUUGGAUACAGCGACCGCACGAACACCGUGUGCGGAACAAGAACAUACAUGGCCCCUGAGAUCUAUCUGAAACUUGGAUACGGCAUGGCCGCUGACUGGUGGGCCCUAGGAAUUACUGUUUACAUCAUGCUCCUGUAUGAGUUACCAUUCAACAACAAGGAUCCGGUUGAGCAAAUGAGUAGCAUCCUUUAUGAUGACAUCGAGCUGCCCGAAGACCUAUCAGAGGAUGCCUCCACUCUAAUACAAGAACUGUUAGAGAAAGAUCCUGAAUUUCGCCUCGGUUCGGGUGACGCCGGGGCUGAAAUGAUUAAAGAGCACCCCUUCUUUAAAGAUAUGGACUGGGACCAUCUGUUGCAGAGAAGGAUUACGGCUCCAUAUGUACUGGGCAACGAAGACCUGGAGAGCCAAGAGAACCCUGGAUGCCAAGCUCCAGCACUGCCACCAACUGCUGCAAGGAUUCCAUCAGAGCUGCAAGAGGCAUUCAGAGGAUUCUGAAAGAACAACAAUAACACCUGAAUGAACAUCUGAUAAGUAGACGGAAUAGAUGGGGAGGGUGGAGGGCCAGUCCAUAUCCAUAUAAGAAGUCCAUUCAUAUAAAGUGAUGCUCAGGUGUCCCACCUCAGUAAUCUCUGACUGAUUAGGCUAAUAUAGGAAUAGUCUUCUCACACUUUGUAGAAUAUUCUAAAACCUCACCUGUAUAACAGACAAGUAAGUUUUA
Molecule: messenger RNA, 2419 nt
Organism: Xenopus tropicalis (tropical clawed frog)
Lineage: Eukaryota; Metazoa; Chordata; Amphibia; Anura; Pipidae
Product: serine/threonine-protein kinase N1-like
Exons: 12
Coding region: 1015-2196 (393 amino acids)
Molecular function (GO): transferase activity; protein kinase activity; protein serine/threonine kinase activity
Source: RefSeq, a predicted model, not a curated record